AGCAUAAAGUCACAAACAUACCAAUCAGUACAUUGUGCUUGGUAUCUAGCUGAAGAGAAUUACAUUUCAGAAGGAAACUAUAUUACAUCUAUAGCUCUGCAACAGCCACCAUGGUUCUGGAGGAGAACGAUAAUUCUGUCUUUGAGCCCCAAAUCACUGAAGACCACGUGGAGACUCAGUAUGGGGACGUCCACUGCAUCUUGACAGGAACUCCGAAAGCAAACCGACCCGUCAUCCUGACUUUUCAUGAUGUUGGACUGAACCACAAAUCUUGCUUUGAGACCCUAUUCAACCAUGAAGACAUGCACGAAAUAGUUCGCCAUUUACCUGUUUGCCACGUUGAAGCUCCUGGACAACACGAGGAAGCCAAAACUCUACCCACUGCGUACAGCUACCCUACCAUGGACCAGCUCUCCGAGGUUCUUCCUGCUGUCCUCAAUCACUUUGAGCUGAACAGUGUGAUUGGAGUGGGAGUUGGAGCAGGAGCUUACAUCCUGGCCAGAUUUGCACUGAAUCACCCUGAUUUAGUGGAUGGAUUGGUUCUGAUCAACAUUAACCCCAAUGCUGAGAGCCUAAUGGAUACUGUUGCAAACAAGAUUACUGAUUGGACCCUCCCUCUCCCAGACAAAGUUAUCACUCACUUGUUUGGAAAGGAUGAGAUUCAGACAAAUCAAGACCUUGUGGCUACAUAUCAUCACUACAUCACAGCAACGAUGAACCAGUCCAACAUGAAUCAGUUUCUACGUUCCUACAACAACCGCAAUCCCCUGGAGGUGGAGAGGCCUGUUGCUGGAGGAAACGUCAAUGUCAGGACCCUCAUGUGCGCAUCCCUGUUGGUUGUUGGGGAUAAUUCUCCAGCUGUGGAAGCUGUGGUCGACUGCAACUCCAAACUGAACCCCACAAAAACCACACUGCUUAAGAUGGCAGACUGUGGAGGACUUCCCCAAGUUGAUCAGCCAGCCAAAGUGAUUGAAGCUCUUAAAUAUUUUAUCCAGGGAAUGGGAUACUUGUCCAGCGCCAGCAUGACCAGACUUCGCUCAAGGACAACCUCCAGCUCCAGCAAUAUCUCGUUCAAUGGCUCUCGAGGCCGUGCAUACACUUAUGAACUUGGACAAACACACUCACAUGGCACUCAGGAGAGGCGCGGGCGCGCACACACCGAUGUCUCCAUGGAGAGUAUUUCUACUGUCAGCCAGAAUGUCUCAAACACCGCUGAAGUGGCGUGCUAGAAUAUCAGCGCUGCUUAUAUAAUCGCACUUAAAUCAGUAUACCUGCACUUAUAUUUUUAUUAGUUAUUUCCUUUCCUUACAUUCACCCAGUCACUGUAUUUAUUUUAUUCCGCUAAAAAAUAAAGAUCAAACAUUA
Molecule: messenger RNA, 1365 nt
Organism: Girardinichthys multiradiatus
Lineage: Eukaryota; Metazoa; Chordata; Actinopteri; Cyprinodontiformes; Goodeidae
Product: protein NDRG1-like
Exons: 12
Coding region: 111-1229 (372 amino acids)
Biological process (GO): signal transduction
Cellular component (GO): cytoplasm
Source: RefSeq, a predicted model, not a curated record